Molecule: messenger RNA, 2903 nt
Organism: Xiphophorus couchianus (Monterrey platyfish)
Lineage: Eukaryota; Metazoa; Chordata; Actinopteri; Cyprinodontiformes; Poeciliidae
Gene: fastkd5
Product: FAST kinase domains 5
Exons: 2
Coding region: 109-2532 (807 amino acids)
Biological process (GO): mitochondrial RNA processing; regulation of mitochondrial mRNA stability
Cellular component (GO): ribonucleoprotein granule; mitochondrial matrix
Molecular function (GO): RNA binding
Source: RefSeq, a predicted model, not a curated record
UUGACUGUAACUCUUCUGAAAUGGUAAAAUGUGUCUUCUGUGCACAGUUCCAUGAGGUUUUACGGUGUCUUUCACAGCUGCAUUGAAGAGUAGAGGCGUGGCACACUGAUGGCCACCCGUGUGCUGUGUCGGCGGGUCUGCUCCCUCCCUGGCUGGAGAAGAAGUCUCACCCAAGGUCAACACAAUCACACCAAAACAAGGGAAGAGAUAAGUGAACAGGAGGAAAACAAGAAUGUGACGGAUCACCUGGAUGUUUCCUUCCAACGUGGAUACAAACUGUAUUACAAUCCUUCGUCAUAUCAUGUUACAAGGACCUCUGCUAAUUCUCGCAGUCAGAUGGAUAGCUCUGAAGAGGAGCAGUUUUUCAGUGCUUCCUUUUGGCAGCAGAGCAACCACUACAGCGUGAGUUGCUCACGGCACCUCUCAAGCUCCAAAAACACACUUCUUGAUUUAGCUCUAAACAGAGCAUCUGAAACCGAAGCACCAUCUGUGUCAUCCUACAACAGGAAGCCAGUCACACCAGAUGUUAAAGUUGACACACGAGCCUUCCUUAAAUGCAGACCAGAGUACGCUUUCCUGUCCCUUGACCGCACCCAGCGACCACAACCAGUAGAAUGGGUAGAAUUGUUGCCACGACUUCAAAAAGUGUCUGUUUUAAGGGCCAGGAUGAAGCCACCUGACGUGUUGCAGUUUCUCUUGGAGCUCAGCAAGUUGCACCCAGACAAGAUGCCUCUGCUCCAAAGUGACCAGCGGUUUAUCAUGCUUCUCCGAUAUUCUGUAGAGCACCUCCGUCUCUUCUCUGAGCUACAGCUGCUGGAGGUGUUACAGUCGUUUGUGUGGUUGGAGAUACCCUCGUCCCACACCAUGCUCGAGGUGUACGAAGCCGAACUGAGCCGUCGGGCCAACCAGUUGACUCUACAUCAGUUAUUAUUAGCUGCUGACUUGUGGCGCUGUAUUGGGAGACAGGUGCCACAGUUCUUGCAAUGUCUCUUUGAGUCAGUUCAUCUUUAUUUGGGACAAGUAGGUGUCCCUGAGCUGGUGCAGCUCCUUUACAUAAUAGGAGAAGGUAGGCACUGUCCAAAAGACUUAAUCUGUCCUAUAAAGCAACUUCUCAUGCGUCAUUUAGCACAAAUGCAUCCUGAGGAGGUUGGCACUGUUUGUCUGGGACUCUUUAAAGCCCAAACCUCUCUUCCAGUGGGAGCAGUGACUCGUAUUGUUGAUAAGGCACUCUCUGUUGUGACUGAGAUGGGUGACUUUGCAAUGGUCAAUGUGUUGAAAUACCUGCGUUUCAGCUAUCUUUUUCACAGGUCAUGGUUGGAAGCCAUGGGGAGGGAAGUUCCUCAACGGGCUCAUCGGAUGGGAGUCCAGGGCCUGAUGCAUGUGACUUUAACUUGUUCAGCUCUUCAUUAUUGUAAUGAUAGCAUCCUGACUUCUAUUGCAGAGAGAGUUCCCUCUCUUGUGCCACAUUGCAGGAGUAAAGACUCAAGCAAACUCCUGUGGGCCUUUUCCACCUUAGGGUUCCUUCCAGCUCAGAGUCAGAGUUUUUAUCCGAGCCUGACAGAUGCCCUGAGGCAGAGGAAGGCAGAGUUCCAGCGAUACCCUGAACACCUGCUGACUGGUCUUCUAGGUUUGGCUUUUGUUUCUCAAUUUCCAGAGGAUCUUGUUACAUUAGCUCUAAGUCCUGAGUUUGUCCACUUAACACUGAGAAACUCCAAGCUAGAGCUGAAAAAAGAUUUGUUCACCUUGGAUGCAGCUGUGACUCUGGAGCUCCCUCAGUGGAAAGGCCCACGAUUGAGUGGCGAACUCAGAGAAGAGGUGGCGGAAAUGCUGUGGAAGUUUGCACAGUCAGACGUUUGCCUAAAACCAGAGGUUUUGGAGGCAGAAUCGGCUCUUCAGGAUCUUCUCGGUGGAGACAAAUUUGUAUGCAAAAGAAUGAUCAUGCCGCACACUCGCUCCAUCGAUCUGGAAAUACAUCUGGACCCCGAAGGACAACCAAUACCUGUGAAUGUACUGUGCCCUAAGCAGAAUCCCACAAUGGUUCCUUCUUCCCAAAGCUGGGAGAAAAUAAACUCAGGAGUAACGAUCACAGACAACCUUGUAGCACAACUAAUAAAAGGCAAAAACUCAACUGAACUUCCUCCAACAACUAUAGCAGCUUCCUCAGUUGGAGAGACACCACACCAAAGGCUACCACCUGACGAAGGUGGGAGAGUGUUUGAUUCAGUUCUAGAUUUGACCAAUGACAUGAUAGAAGCCCUCACCAAACCCAGCCGCAGCGACCGUACUCACCAGGACUCGGUUCGCCAAGGCAUUAAAGACUCAGUCAAAAUUGCUGUUCAGAUUUCAAACAGGAACCACUACUGCAUACAGUCACAGCAGCUGCUGGGGCUUCAUGCCAUGAAGAGACGACACUUGAAAAUUGCGGGAUACAGGGUGGUAGAACUGAGCCAUUGGGAGUGGUCUUCAAUGCUGAGGAAAAGCAGGGCAGAGAAACUGGCAUAUCUACACUGCAAAAUCUAUGACAGUCUGUAAGGUUUCAGAAACCUCUAGAAAAUUCAUGUUGAACAGUGUUGCAAAAAUGUCCAGGGUCCUGUUGCAUCCUAAAAUCUUGAGUAUGUGCAAAAUACAGAAACAUCUACUAAGUAGAUAAUUUAGUUCUGUUUGUUUUGUAUGUGCAAUGGAUUUUCAAACUGUAUUCACAUCUAGAAUGGGAGGUUGUUUGAUUAUUAUACAUUGGGACCAUUAAAAACAAUUAACUUUUUAUACCUCUACUGUGACAUAAAUCCUGUAUAAAUCUUUAGGAAAAAAAUGAGGAAAGAUGUUAAAAGUAAAAGAGCUGUCUGAUUUCCUAAGGGCAGAUACCCUUAAGAUAAUAAAAUGUAAUGCCCAUUUUAAUUCAAAAA